Molecule: messenger RNA, 1464 nt
Organism: Didymella exigua CBS 183.55
Lineage: Eukaryota; Fungi; Ascomycota; Dothideomycetes; Pleosporales; Didymellaceae
Product: cytochrome P450 3A17
Exons: 4
Coding region: 1-1464 (487 amino acids)
Molecular function (GO): monooxygenase activity; heme binding; oxidoreductase activity, acting on paired donors, with incorporation or reduction of molecular oxygen
Source: RefSeq, a predicted model, not a curated record
AUGCCGUCGCUCUAUCUUGUUGCAGCCAUCGGGCUUGCCCUAGUCGGUUACAUAGUCAAGAUCGUUUUGACAGGUCAGCGGUCACCUCUUGCGAAGCUGCCAGGCACAUGGCACUCGACGUACACCAAUCUUGCCUUACGCUUCCACAUCCUAUCAGGACGACGGAUAUUCUACGUGGAUGCUCUCCACCAAAAGUACGGCGACGUUGUUCGGAUCGCACCAAAUGAAGUCUCCGUGGCGGAUAUCGCGGGCGUUUCUCAGAUUCACAAGAUCGGCUCUGGCUUUCUGAAGGCAGACUUUUACACAAAGCUCACACCUACCCGCGAGCCAGGAAUUUUCGCCAUGCAGAACCCUCACGAUCAUGCAGCCCGGCGGAAGCUGUUUGCCCGUGCUUUCAGUAACUCAAGCAUGAAGGGCACCUGGGAGUCCGAGAUCAGACGCAAGACUGCACUCGCGGUCAGUCAGAUCAAGAAUGCUGCGUCGCGACCCGGGAAAGGAGCUGACGUUAUGAAAUGGUGGACGCUAAUGGCGACGGAUGUGAUCACACAUCUGAGUUUUGGAGAGAGCUUUGGCAUGCUUGAGCAGGGCAAGCAAACACCCUACAUCGAUGCACUCCAGGCAGCAUUACUUGGUGGUGUACUGCGCGCCGAGUUUCCUCUCGUGCACUCCAUGCUUCGGUACAUCCCCUUGAAGAAUGUGCAAAAGAUGGUCACAGCCGACGACGUUGUGUAUGAGUAUGGCGCUCUUGCCAUACAGAACAUGCGCAGCAGCCAAGGCAACAAUUUAAAUCUCUUUGGCCAGAUGGUGGCGGCUUGCGACGAUUACGAAAAAGCAGCGCUCACCGACAGUUCGGUCCGCGAAGAGGCCGGGAAUCUGAUCGUCGCCGGAUCUGACACCACUGCUGUGACUUUGACCUACCUAGUCUGGGCCGUUCUGAAGGACUCUGCGCUGCAAGCUCGCUUAGAGGAAGAGGUAGCUGGACUGAGUGAUCAGCUGGACAUGGCGGAGCUCGAGAAUGCGCCCCUGCUCAAUAGUGUGAUCGAAGAGACCCUGAGACUGUAUGGAGCUGCACCAGGAGCCCUGCCGCGCAUCGUACCAAGUCAAGGAAUGAUCGUCGCUGGCCAUCAGCUCCCUGCUGGUACUGAGGUUAGCACCCAGGCCUACACACUCCAUCGGGACCCUAGAAUCUUCCAAGAGCCGCUCCGCUUCGACGGCAACCGCUUCAUGGACAAGACGAAACUCUCGGCUCAGCAGAAAGCUGCGUACAUGCCUUUCGGAGGCGGUUCUCGGGUAUGUCUUGGUAUCCAUCUCGCAUACAUGGAGCUUCGACUCGCGACAGCUCUGUUCUUCAAGCAGUGUCGUGGCGCAAGAUUGGGCGGCGCGAUGCGAGACGACAUGAUGGAGUUUGACAACCGCUUCCUGAUCGCGCCAAAAGGCCACUGUUGUUACGUGCAGCUGUCAUAG